Molecule: messenger RNA, 3905 nt
Organism: Amoebophrya sp. A120
Lineage: Eukaryota; Dinophyceae; Syndiniales; Amoebophryaceae
Source: the annotation of a GenBank genome assembly
GUCAGAAUGGCAUCACAGACACCGAGUCAGGACUUGUUAGCCCAACAAGUGGCGACGAUUGUGCUCAACACGCCGGCAUUGGCGGAGAAAUUCGCACAGGAGGAACUAGAAAAGCAAGCGAAGAAACUCGCACAAAAGGAGCUAGAAAAGCAAUGCUUUUGUGAAGAGUUGAAAGUCUCGGCGAAAAGGAAAAUGAUUUCUCUUUUGGAAAAGACAAAGGAGAAGCACACAAUUGUGAUUUUCGCUUACAAUCAGCGCUUCCUGAUUCCCACUGGUGAGCACUUCAUACCAUCUCGAAACCCACCUCGAGAAGAAGAAGCAGGAGGACAGCCGGAGCACGAAUCUCGGCACAUUUUUUCUUCGCAGGAUGAAGCUCAUUGUUUAACUGCUCACACUUUGGACAAGUGGGUGAAAAAUACAUUCGAGGAAUUGGCCAGUGGGUGGUCGGUUGCUGGCGUGGAGGGACCUGAAGAAGAACUCGUGUCCACGGGCGAGUACGAAAUAGCGAACCUUGACGAGCCCUAUGUCGACAUUUUUCCUUUUGGAGACGCCCCAUGUCCGCCGCGGCCGCGUAGGACCCUCUUAGCGAGCGAUACGAAAUCAACUUUCACGUCCUUGGGCUUCUGCCGAACGCAGCAUAUGAUAAUCGUCAACCAACGGGUCCAUAGCCACGAAAAGCAGAAGUACAUAUCUUCACGUGUAGCGGAAAUUGACAAAUUGAUGGUGCACGACACUCCCGCAUCUUCACCGCGAAGUUCAGCUGUCUCUCUUGCGUCGAAUUUCCAGCCAUUGAUCAUGCGGCUUGAUGUCGUGGAGAUUCGCAUUUGCAACGAUGGUGCAGACCAAGAGGACGCGAUCAAGUUCAAUGGGAAACGUGCCAUCGUUGAGGAUGUGCAGAUCUCUUCGGACGGCGAGUCCUUCGUUGAUGUAAAAAUUCCGCUACUCAACAACCUUCGGCGGACAUUCUCCGUGCAUGACGUGCGGCGGCUGGACGACUGCCCGUUCUUUGAGCACGAUGACGAGCUUCUGGCAGCACUGGCGGUAGAGACCGGCGCCGACGCCGGUGGCGCAGAGGACGCCCGGGCAGCAGCCUCCGAGUUACUUGAUAAACUGAGGGCCGCGCACGACAACGGCACCGCCGCUUCCGACGCGCGCAACAAGUUGCGAAGCGCAGUAACUCGGGCAAAAGAGCUGCUAAACCGGCGUUGCGUUGGGGCGAAAGAUCCCAGCGAUCCGGGGGUCACGGCAGCUAGCUCUACAACAGAAAACGAGACGAACUAUUUCCUGCGGGGAAAAGUGCGGAACCAGUUAAAGAAGGCAGUCCAUUUUGCUGAACACCGGAUUGUUUUGGCGUCCGAGAAGCCAAGCGAGUGCGAAAAUAAACAAGACGAAGCUGUUUCAGGUCGUGACAGUCGAGUAGCCCGACUGUCGACUUACAAAAACUGCUACACAGAAGAGCGGCAUGACCAGUUACUUCAGUUCAUCGCGGAUGUACGCGAUCGAAGAGAAAAGGAUGAGGAUGAAUGUCGCAGACUCCGAAGACAGUGCAAGCUCCCCGACACGAAAAGUUCUCGGAUAUCGUCGUUGGUUCCGGGCAGUCUCGGAAAGAUGACAACGCAAAAAAGUCUUGCGCACUCGUUAUCGACGGUGCUGCUGCGAUGCGUGCGCCGUUUCAAGCAUAUUCACGUUCCUGGGUCGACUUGCGAUGACUUUCUGCUCGAGAACGAAGAGACGAGGCGCAUCCUAUUUCAGAUUGGUUGGCUCUUUGAGUUUUUGGGGCGAGAACCGAAACACGACAAAGCGGGCCGCCGUUUGUUCCUCCUCCGCGCGCUUGCCGUAUCUUUUUUCGCUCAAGCGGUGCCGGACGUCAUCGCGGACCGUCUGCAGUGGUGUGUUCCGUGUUCAGUGUACUCCUCGCGAGAAGGAACAGAUGAAAGCUGGCUUUAUCUGUUCUGGCAUCCGUCGUCCGGCCCAAUUGUAACGUUCAUGCAAUUGCCUACGCCCUCGUCCUCCGAUAAGGAUACGCAAUGCUGGAGCAGUGCUCGACAGGACAUGCACAAGUUUCUCCACACGGACCGCGUCCCCUUGUAUGAUGUUGGAAAUAGGAGCAUGACCGUCGAUGCGGGUGUCGGAAAGAAGAAGAAGAAAAAGCACCAGAAACACGACGAUGAUCCUCUGUGCGAUGAUACAGUUCUCUGUGGAUUCCUGGCGUCAAUCAAACCUUUCCAGCAAAGUUUUGUCGAGAUUGAGACCGGUUCCUUUCUAGCCGUUGAAGUCGUGGACUUUCAGGAGUUUAUUACGGCUGGCAAGAGAAAUUGUAAAAUGUUGUCUGUCCUCGGGACCGCGGCCAAGCGGCUGGAGGAGAGAGAAGGCCCGCUGUCCGAAACAGAGAAGGAACAGCUACAUGCCGAGAUUAUUGCCGACCUAUCAAACCAUCAGUACCAUUUCGCGCAGGCGCACAUCCUUUUUGGAAACCGCAACGAAGUCUCCGGCAUGCGGAAGCAAUUCCUUUCCCGCACUAACACGGCAGAGGAGAUCGCUUUCUUCGGUAAACGCGACGAAAACGGCGCGCUUCUGGACAAAACCGACUACGAUGUUGGAUGGAAUUUGAAGCGGAUGCAUUGGCUUACGGCUAUGGGCGAGCGUCGGCAGCGCGCGUGCUUCGGUGCUUUGUUCCACGGUGCCGGUAGUUGCGGUCCUUGUUCUUCUGCCCCGGGCUUCUCUCACGCGUUUCAUCCCCAUGCGUCGGCGUCACCGCAAUGGAUUGUGCUCGGGGACUCCACACCGCUGGACCAACAAAUUAUUACGGCGCUCGAGGAGUACCUGGUUCAGAAUUCUCUUCUCGGUUUCGUGGACCAAAAUCGACGCUGCAUCACUGGCCACAUUCCGUUUGCCCUGCCAGUCCCAGAAGACCCGAUGGACAAAUACUUGGAGAACCUUUUUUGGAGCGACAUCGAUGACGAUGGCGCACCCGCAUCAAGGACGGUCGGCGCAGAGGAUCUGAAUGCCGCCGAGCUCGUGCAGGCCGCCCUGAUAGGCUGGGACGAUCCGGAGGCCCUGGAACAAGUGCUAGGUGACUGCAGUCAGAGCCUCUUCGGCCCGGAGCUGGACUGUUUGCAGACCGAGGCGGCUGCACUGAUCAAGCAAGGGCUCGAUGACAAGCUGCGGGACCUUCACGUGCAGGCGGCGGAGCAUUUGGUGCCAAAAGCAAAGAUUAAAACUCGUGGUGAAGCCGGAAAAUUCAACCUUCACACCGCUCGCGAUCGCGCACGGAAAUUUCGGGAAGCCUGGGAAGAGAAUAACGGAGAAGACGCUGAUGAAGCAACGGGGCGGUCUGUGCGCAAAUGCGGUCUGCGUUGGGUGGAUGCGAAUUCAUCUGCAGGAGCGAGUAAAGUUGUAGACACGGCUCCGAGUGGUCUUGGCUCCGCGGAUGGGGCUGGCAGCAGUAACUACAUUGAAGAUGAUCGCCUGGAACGCGUUCGGGCGGUACUCAACGUGCUUGCGCAGAAGCGAAUGAAGUGGCGGCAGACGAAGCGUGGGCUGCAUCUUUUGCGAAGGGUGGGAGUGAUUGGGAUUGAUACCGAUCCCGAGUCCGGUGUCAAGCAGUUGCGUCUGAACACCCGCGGGUCGCAUCAGAUUCUCCAUGGACCUGGAGGCGCCGCAACUUUGGUGAGGGAUCACAAAGGAAGCGCACCGCUUACGGGGAGACAGUUCGUGGAGAGUAUGAAAAAAGUCGCUGAAAUUGGUGUAGAUUCAGAUCAGUCAAAAAUCGGCGGUAGUUGAAGAACCUACAACUAAUGAAUCGAUUUGUUUGCUGUGUGCCCCCAUUCUUGAAAUUGAACCAACACCUCCACUCGCAAUAGCAUAAUUCAUCUGUUCGAGCAGUGGCGAAAGAUGUUGUGGUC